Messenger RNA from Paramuricea clavata, 4524 nucleotides. Lineage: Eukaryota; Metazoa; Cnidaria; Anthozoa; Malacalcyonacea; Plexauridae. The record is from the annotation of a GenBank genome assembly.
UUGUAAACUAUACUAUAUAACUGCGGGAAGACAAAUGGCCGUGGAGGCACCAGAAGACGAUUAUUUUGAUGGAGAUUUUGAGUUCGAUGCCCCACAAUGGAUGGACUUUGAAGGCGAGAAAGACCAAUUGGAAAAUGACACAAAUGAGUGAGAUUUUUGUUUGUACUGUAGAAAUAGUAAUAAACAGUGUGGUAUUUGUAUAAUAUAAGGUCUCUUGGUUAGCUAUUUACCACUAACUACAGCACAGCCUGUUAUUAUUGUUUCUGACUUUCUGCAAAAUAUUAACACAUAGGUUCGAUUCCCAGUUGGGAAAUUUCUUACUUUUUUGUCACCUUUUUUUUCUUCUCGUUUUAAUAGGCGUUUGGCUUUAUAUAAAUUAGUAACGAUUUGGGAAUAAUAUUUUGUUAUGACACAUUUUAUUAAUGGUUUUAUUUAGGUUUUUUUUUUAGUAUAGUGCACGGUUCAAAACAAACAGUAUUGUAUUCUAUCAUUUUAUUUAUUUCGUUAGCGAUCAAUAUGACUGGUGGUUUCAGAAAAUACAUCCAUUGCACUCACCCAACCUGAACACGCCUGAACCCAAACCAAAGAAGCGCCCACUGCGGAAAUCUGUCUUGGGCAUCGAGGGCUCCAAACUAUCAACCGAAACUGGUAAAUCUAGCUUGACAAGUAAAUCCAGCCUACCUGGUAAUAAAUCCAGUCUUGCCAGUAAGUCUAGUCUUACCAGUAAAUCCAGUCUAACUGGUAAAUCCAGUUUAUCUAAUCCAAAACGAGAAUCGGAAAGCAGGACAAGUAAAGGAAACAGUAUUGAUGAGACAAACAUGUCAAGUUCUAAUCAAGGAGAUGAAGUCGUCAAAAAACCUCGGAAGUGUUGGCAGUUGAAUGGACACAGUUCGUUAAGCUUUUCGCCACAAUGUUUGUCUAGUUUACCUAAAGGUAAGUAAUAGGGUGACAAAUAGGAUGCUUCCACUUUGACUUGGCAGGUUUUCUAUUCUUGGGUUUCAUAUGACGUCACAAAAGUGACGGGGUGGGGGUGGGGGGUCAACUCUAAAACAAAACACAGUUAUCAGAGUGAGUCGAUUGCUCAUUUUAUGUAUUAGCCUUGUGUUUGGUGACAAAUACACAGAAUUUCGUAUCAUUUUCUCAACUCCAGUACAGCAUAAGCAUCAAUACAUUUGAGGUUGACCCCUGUCAGAUUAACUGCAUAAUGCCGUAGUGAGACCCAAGAAUAGUUUCUUCCUGUAGUAACACUGGAUCAAUAAUGAGCAGUUCUUACUUUUACCCCUACUGUACCCCUAGAGGGAACAGUUCAGAACUGAUAAAAGUAGAUCUAUCUAGGAAUAAUCUAAGGCAAUUUAAUGCUUUCUUAACAUCAUUAGACUUACAGCCAAAGCGAGUCAGUUCUAACAGUUCAUCAAACAAGACGUCACUACCAGCAAGAGUCAGUACUGAGGUUGCCACCUCGCCUCUUGCACCUGGUACACUGUCUAGGAAACUUGGAGUCAAAAAUAAGAAUUUAAAAACUGCAAGAAGAUCCUGUCCUCAAAACUUACAGAAAUCAAAACAAGCAUGGGUAAGAUAUUAUCGACGGAUAUUUUCAAUAUUGUUAAAUUGGGCAAAGUACAAGGGAACAUUAAAAUUUUUUAGAAUGAAAGUUCAACCUGUGGUUCAACAAAAAGCAAGAAUGUUGUUGUUGAUGAGGAGCUUCAAAAGAUAAUUGAAAAACACAACAGCAAAUUCCUUAGUCAACAAUCAGAAUAUGAUUUAAAUGGAAGACGAAUAAGAAAAACUGCAUCACCUGUAAAACAUGCCAAGGUGUGUACGCAUCACGUAUCUAUUUUUUUCAUUUGAUCCCAGAGCAUGCCCGUUCGCAGGUUAGGGGUGGGCAGGGCAACCAUAACCUGAAAAAAGGCAUGCUCUGGGUGUGAGAUUGUUCCAGAGCUGCUGAAAGGCUGUGCAGGACAGAGUACCCCCUGCCUACCCCCUCUCGGCAGCCCUGAAGUACUGUCAAUGGAUAAUCUUAUCUGGGACAAUGGACCAUUUGCAUUAUAGACUAAAUUUUGAUCUAGAAAAAAAUUUCAUCACAGCUUGAAAGAGCAUCACAAAAUUAGUAAUAUUCCAAAGUUUCGUUGCGAAAUGUUGUAAAAUGCGGAUAAUAUAUCCUUGCGAAGUUUGCAAUUUUCAGUCAUUUUGUAUUAUUACAAAUGGGAAAUUGAUGCCCCAAUACCCGAUUGGGCUGUCAAUUUCCCGUGCGUAAUACAAAAUGACUGAAAAACGGCAAACUUCGCAGGGCUAUAUUAUAUUAUCCGCACUUUUAUACAACAUUUCGCAACGAAACUUUGGAAUAUUAUUAAUUUUGUGAUGCUCUUUCAAGCUGUGAUGAAAUUUUUGUCUAGAUCAAAAUUUAGUCUAUAAUGCAAAUGGUCCAUUUGUUGUUUUGUGUUUGUAGAAGGAGAACGUGAAACCAGCAGCUGCAACGACAGUCAACCAAGAAGACAUGGACGAGGAGUUACGUGAAAUGAUUACUAACCACAACAGACGUAUCUGGACAGCUCAAAAUUCAGAAUACGAUUUGGAUGGAAGACGUCUUCGCAAAGGAAACGCCACUGUGGUUGCACCAACAGCAAAGGUACACAAGAGAGUGUUAAGGCUCAGUAUUUAACAUUGCGUCAAAUGCGCUUGCAAAAAUUCAUAAAGUGCCUGCGAGCGAUGCUCGUGCGCUUUUAUACAGAACGUUAAAACUACACGCGUAAAAACACACAAGUUGUUACAGGUCUGCAAGCAAGUUGUUACAAUCUGUUCACAAGCUGUCAACAAGUUGUGCUCGCACUGCUUGUUCCCAGCUGUUGUAACAAGCUUGAUGGCAUUAUCAGAAUUGUUACAAGGUUGUUCUAACAAGUCUGAUACAGUCAUGAUAUAACAAGAAUGUUACAAGGUUAACGACACAAGGUGUAACAAUAUUGUUAUAUCAUGACUGUAUCGGACUUGUUGGAACAACUUUGCAACAAGUCUGAUAAUAUCAACAAGGUUGUUACAAGUUGUUAACAGCUUGUUCCUAACUUCAGUUGACAACUUGGGACAAGCAGUGCGAACACAACUUGUUGACGGCUUGUUGGCAGACUUGCUACAAGAUGUGAGAUUCUACCCUGCGCGUUCAACUAACGACUUAAAGCAGAUUCCACAAAGACGCAAGCAAACUAAAUAUUUUUCCUCUUUAUUUCAGACAAAACCCGAGGCACAAAGAACGCCAACGAAAUCAAAAAAUCUUCGAAGAUCCAACGAAACAAACCAAAAAAGAAAAAAUCCAUCCAAAAAUUCCGAAGUUAAUUCAAAGUUACAUGAAACUGGAUGUAAUACCGUCGAGAGCUCGACUGAUUUUGAAAAUGAAAUUCAAGAAAUAAUUAGUCUUCAUAAUUCAAGGCUCGCAGCCAAGAAAGCAAAAAAGUAGAAACUAGAGACAUAUGAAUAGUGUAUAGUAUUAUAAUAUAGAUUGUACUGUAGUCUGCUCUGUGGUAUUAAUAUGAAACUUCUAAAUUUUAAUGUAAUGCAUCGAGCUUAAAUACAUUGGGAGUUUUUAUGUUGAGUUUAGCCUCGUGUUUAUAUGAACAACUUUGUACACGUGUUAUGAUCAUGCCAGAGAGCUCGCGAUGAAAUUACGAGAUUAUUUCGAAAACAGUGGAAAGACAAUGGAACAUUCUGAUCUGAAUCAUGACUGGAUGGCAUGGAGAACAGGAAGAUUUUGAAAACAAUAAAAAGACAAUGAAACAUUCUGAUCACUGGAUGACAUGGAGAACAGAGGUAUUUCGAAAACAAUGAAAAGACAAUGGAACAUUCUGAUCACUGGAUCAUGACUGGAUGGCAUGGAGAACAGUGGGAUUUUGAAAACAAUGAAAAGACAAUGGAACAUUCUGAUCACUGGAUGGCAUGGAGAACAGUGGGAUUUUGAAAACAAUGAAAAGACAAUGGAACAUUCUAAUCACUGGAUGGCUUGGAGAACGGUAAGAUUUUCAAAACAAUGAAAAGACAAUGGAACAUUCUGAUCACUGGAUCAUGAUUGUUAUUAUUAAAGUGUCAUGAAAAGAAUCCAUAUGGCACAUUCGCACCAAUGCGUUAAUUACGCUUUAACAGUGUUUGAUUUAAUUUAUCUUUGAUAUAAAUAUACGUUGUUUUCCACUACUAUUCCGAAGUUAGUAAACAAUCACGAAGACAGUGUCUAUGGUGAUACGGUACCAGUACUUGGCCCAUAAACAUGACGUCAUAUCUUAGCAUUACGUCAUUGAUACUCAACGUUCUUGACUCGUAACACAACCGGAACUGACGUGCAAGGUAUCAUACCAAUUUCCGUUAUCACCAUGGAAACGAAAUCCGAAGGAGUGACGUCAUAUAUUAAAUUUAGGAGAUUGAGCGAGUCUAGUUGUCGCCAGUUAUGAAGUGUCUCUGAGCCCAUUGCAUGCUGGUCUGGUAUUAGGUCGUCUGGAUCACCUUGAGUAAGAUUACAUAAAGUACAGAACGUGAGAAUGAAUCGUG